Messenger RNA from Babesia ovata, 480 nucleotides. Its product is annotated as TB2 HVA22 domain-containing protein. The transcript has a single exon. Bases 1 to 480 code for a protein of 159 amino acids. The record is from RefSeq and is a predicted model, not a curated record. NCBI's taxonomy places the organism in Eukaryota, Apicomplexa, Aconoidasida, Piroplasmida, Babesiidae.
AUGGCCAUCUCACUUCUGUCCACUCCCACUUACUGGAUACUCAACCUCGCGCUGUGCGUGCUCUACCCUGGCUACAAGACCUUUACACACCUCUACCACGGGCUCUUGUCCAGCGAUGAGGACGCCAACACGGAGGACCCGCGCACGAACUGCGGCCUUUUCGCCCACCACAUCCUCUACUGGACGAUUUUCUUCCUCUUCCUGAAGCUGGAGACCUACUUCCUGGUCUACCUCAUCCCCUACUUCCCGAUGUUCUACGAACUCAAGCUGCUCGGCUUCUACUGGCUCUCAUCUUACGAGUUCAAGGGCGCGGGGUACCUGUUCCACCGCUUCAUGAUGAAGCAUAUGCUGCACACGAGCAGGCUGAUCCAGCAGGAGCUGGACACCAAGCUGACCCCGAGCCAUCGCAAGAUGAUCAGCGACAUCAGCCGCCACUUGGGCAGCGUGGAGGAUGUACAGUUUGUGAGCGCGGAGUCGUGA